Molecule: messenger RNA, 2372 nt
Organism: Bombina bombina (fire-bellied toad)
Lineage: Eukaryota; Metazoa; Chordata; Amphibia; Anura; Bombinatoridae
Gene: UBE2M
Product: ubiquitin conjugating enzyme E2 M
Exons: 6
Coding region: 361-912 (183 amino acids)
Source: RefSeq, a predicted model, not a curated record
GUUUCCGAAGCUGCGCAGUAGCGGCGAGUUCACCCGAGUUUGGGGCGCCUGCAGAGCUUAGUGUUUCAGAUCACUGCCGGGCUCAGGGAAGAGGAAGCAGCGUAAGAAACCUCUUCUCUAUUCACAAUAUCCCGGCUUCUGGCAUACGAUUCGCGAAACUCUUGAGCUCCCAGCAGUGACAGCAAAAGGCCCUGUGGGCACAGCAAGCAGGAGAGACCCCCUCGGCCUGCUCUUUUACCCGGCCUGUACGUGUAACAGAAAAGGGGACGGAGGGAGGCCGGGAGCUUCCCCCGCUGCGGGACACAGGGAGAGCAGGAGGAGGUUGAGGGAGGUGCGGGCCCGCGGGGGGAAUCCAGCAAGAUGAUCAAACUCUUCUCGCUGAAGCAGCAGAAGAAAGAUGAGGAAUCUGCCGGAGGCACCAAGGGGAGCAGUAAAAAGGCGUCAGCCGCUCAGCUCCGUAUUCAGAAAGAUAUUAAUGAGCUGAAUUUGCCGAAGACGUGUGAAAUAGAAUUUUCAGACCAUGACGAUCUCCUUAAUUUCAAAUUAGUUAUCUGCCCUGAUGAGGGUUUCUACAAAGGUGGAAAAUUUGUUUUCAGUUUUAAGGUGGGACAAGGUUAUCCUCAUGACCCGCCAAAAGUGAAGUGUGAAACUAUGGUAUAUCAUCCAAAUAUAGACCUAGAAGGCAAUGUCUGCCUAAAUAUUCUAAGAGAGGACUGGAAGCCUGUACUCACAAUAAACUCAAUAAUUUAUGGCCUGCAGUAUCUUUUCUUGGAGCCAAACCCUGAAGACCCAUUAAAUAAAGAAGCUGCUGAAGUUCUUCAGAACAACAGACGCCUGUUUGAACAGAAUGUACAGCGAUCUAUGCGCGGUGGCUACAUAGGAUCCACCUACUUUGAACGCUGCCUGAAAUAGAACUGAGCAGCUCUGAGUGCAAAACCAGCCAUCCACUGACCGACCUUUGUGCCCUCACCCCUUCAUUUUCCUUUUAGUUUUGCUCAUUUAUUGCACCGUCAAACAGAUCUCUCUUUGAAGAGACUGCCUGAGCUCCUGAUUUAAAAAGAAAUAUGCAAGGUCCUGUGUCUCGUCGUCCUGCUGCUUGCUAUUUUCCAGAAGGGAAGACAUUGCGUGCAGAGUUUACAGUUCCUUCGUCUUGCUAUUGUUGGAUCUACAUUACCUCACUUUACUCUUAUUUUUGAACAUCUGUUUAUUUUUGGGUUAAUAAAUAUCCACCCUUUCUCUUCAUCUUCCCAUUUUUCUUGUAGCCGUUAUAAAAUUCAAAGUGCUCACUGGAUUAACUGAACUAGUUCUACAGAUUCCUGGGGUUUAUUUUGUAAUCUAUAUUAGCUCCAUUAUACUCAUGUGGGCACUCCCCUACCAGACCCGAUGUUGCUCUAUUUUUUGCGGCCUUAAGCCUUAAACUUUUGUUAUUCAGGGAGCUUUGUUACACCUUUACUUUUUCCCUCCUUCUGAUAUUCCAUAUAAAGGAAUGUUACUGAAAACAUUUUAGACACACCUGACAGUAACUCCCUCUUAAACCCAAUUUUAAUAUUAACAGUACAGUUUGUAAGGUGGUUGGCUAAGUUUUAAGAAUUUCCACCAUCUAUGGAGAAUUACACAUUUUGCUUCUGCUGCUUGAGCCACCUUUAAGCUUACAUGUUCUUGGAAUUCUAUGCUUUCUAUAAUAAAUAUUGCGUGCAGAAGGCAAACUUUAUGAGUUGAGGUUUUAAAAAGGGGUCAGGUGGCGGCAUGACCUUACAAAUGCUUAAGUCCAUACAGAUGGGCUGGAGGGGAUACAGAUGUAAGAGACUCUUGUACCUUGCACCUUUUACCUCUCCUUCCUUUUUUACUCAUAUAAAUUGUAUUCUCUUACUCUCUCCUGUUGUGUAGGAUCAAGGUUCUUUAAGUGCACGUAUUUAUUAAUUAAUGGGUUCAGUCUUGUUAAAAUAACGAGCUAACAUAAAGCUCUGCACUGGUUAAAUAACUGGCUCUGCAAACAGCUCACAUUUCCUAGUUUCACGUUCCAUGUGAGGUUGCUUUUGGAGGCCUACGGUGGUGAUGGGCUCUGUACUCGAGGACAAUACAACCCUCUCAGUUUAAACAGGUUUUUAGGCCAAUAUCGAGCUGGCCUACCUUUGUGACAGCCAUGCCUGAGCCCUGACCUGUAUUUCAGUGUCCUUGGCAGAGGCGCCCUUUCAGUUUUAGAGCCUCGUUCACAACACAAGGUAAUGUUUAUUCAGUUGAAUAAUAAUUGCCAUGCAGUAAUGGCUACUGUUGUCUUCUGAAUGAGACUCUUAGAGUCCACUUAUUGACGUGUAUGGUUUUAAUUAAUAAAACAAAAAGACAAAAAAUAAAAAUAAAAUGUUAACCAGAAA